UCUCAUUUUAAACCGCAAAUAACACUUUGUGCUGAAAAUGGAGAUUCGAGCAAACGAAGAAAUUCCUAUAGGGCAAGACCUCACUCCUCCAAUCCCACCCCUUUCUCUCUCCCUCCACCACUCAAUUCUCCUUUCUCACUGCUCCUCUUGCUUUUCUCCUCUCCCGCCUUCUCCUUUUUACCCUACAUAUCCAAACCCAGAUCACUUCGUUCGUUACUGUUCCCUUCAAUGCUCUUCUCUCGACUCCCCUCUUCACUUCUCCUCUUCAGAAUUUCACUUCUUUCACCUUUUCCCACAACCCCUUUACACCACCUCCCCUACUUCCACCGACCUCCGCCUCUCCCUCCGCCUCAUCCACCGCUUCCAGGAAGCAAAUGUGUCUUUCUCAAAUUUGGAAAGAAUUGGUGGGUUGAUGACAAAUUUCAAAAAAUUAACUCUAUUGGAAGAACAACAGUACUACAAUGAUGAUGAUGAUGGACUUUCUGGAAGAAUUCGUGACGGGGCAAAGGCUAUGGCAGUUGCAAGAAGAAUGCGAGAUGGUUUGGAUACUAAUGUGGAGUUAUCAGCUGCGGAGUAUGCUGUUGAAGCUGCAGUGCUCUGCUUGGUGCUGACUAAUUCAGUGGAAGUUCAUGAUAAGGAUGGGAGAAGUAUAGGAGUUGGUGUUUAUGAUUUAGCCUUUUCGUAUGUCAAUCAUAGCUGUUCUCCAAAUGCUUCUUACAGGUUUUGUACAGCUUUUGAUUGUGGUGGAGAAUUGGAGUUUAGAAUAUGUCCAGCACCUUCAGAGACUUGUGCUUCUGGUACCGAAAGUGGAUCCAUUAUUAAUGGAAGUGAAGCAUGUGGUCCGAGAAUAGUCCUUCGAAGUAUAAAGGCAAUCCAGAAAAGUGAAGAGGUGUUGAUUACAUACACUGACUUGCUACAGCCUAAGAAAUGGUUGAACAAAUUGGAGAAGGUUGUUCUUAAAUGGACUUGUGGAAAGGAUGUGUGAAAGCCAUAAUGACACUUGCUUGAACAUUGUAUACGGUAAAAUCGAAGGGUCCAAUUCCUCGUCAUUAAGGUGUUUUUGAGAAGUCAUCUCGAGAUCUCGAGGCUGCGAGGUUGCGGUCGAGUUCUCUCCCUCGAUGUCCAUUUACGCUCGACCCAACGACGAUGCUGAGUCCCCAAGGUGAGCAGAUAGCACUAGCAGAGCCUGGUGUCACGUCUAGCCAUCCCAUCUACGUACCUUUACAAUUAAUGCAUUUUGUACUAUGUUGGGAUUCCCCUCCUAUAUAAAGGGGAUCCUUGCCAUUCUGUAAUCUCUUGGCUGUUGCUCUAACUAUUCUACACGAAAUAUACAAGAACUCUUUCUUUUCUCUCUAACAUAUUCUCCUAACACUAUUGCUAUUGCUUACUACUUUCCUACUUGUUCUUCAUUUAUUGUUUGUUAUUGGCCAUAAAGAGCCUCCUUUAAUUAUAUCCUAACUGUUAGCCCCUUCCCGAUUAUCGCCGAUAGCUCGAGCCCGAGCCCAGGCAUCGACCUCGAGGCCCCUCAUCGGUUAGUCCGAGGCCCGGACAGCUAACCCCUUGGUUUGAUUAUAACUCUAUUUUAGCUCGCAUUUCAUCUUUUAUCUUCACAUAUCUAGCUCAAACUGCUUUAA
Molecule: messenger RNA, 1634 nt
Organism: Nicotiana tabacum (common tobacco)
Lineage: Eukaryota; Viridiplantae; Streptophyta; Magnoliopsida; Solanales; Solanaceae
Source: RefSeq, a predicted model, not a curated record